AUCAAAAGAAGAUUACAAACUCGCACAACGGCAUGAAAGCUGUAAUUGAGGUUAUAGCAUCACCAAUUCACAUGUAAAAUCAAUGUUUUUUAUACUACAACUAAAGGCGAGUGUGUCAAACAAAAUUAUUAACUGAGCCAAUGAAAACAGAAAACAGUAGAAAAUCAGCCUAAGAUAAGUUGGCAGAAAGAUUUAAAACCCUUUGUUGGAUAUAUGUCACAAAUUUUAAUUACUACAAGUAAUAUUUAAUUAUUUACAUAGUCUCCAAGGCUUGAAGACCCUUGGCCUCCAAGUAUGUAAUACUUGAUCUCCAAGGCUUGAAGACCCUUGGCCUCCAAGUUUGUAAUACUUGGGCUCCAAGGCCAAGGCUAUCUCUUGUAGUAUAAAUACUACUUAUACUCCCCUUGUAUCACCAACACACAAUAUCAAAUAAAUACACAACCCAUCACCAUACUCCAUAAUAUAACUUCGAGAGUCAUACCAUAUUCUUGUACCCUUCGGGUUGUACUCUCAUGAGAGUCAUACCAUAAUCUUGUACCCUUCGGGGUUGUAUUCGUGUUCGUCGUUUGUGGGUUGUUUAUGUGUACCUCUUUUUCUUUAUCUUGUCUAUCUUUUUUCUAUUUCUCAAUCUCUUUAUUUGCUUCCGCUUGCGCUUCUAACCCAAACACCCUUUCGCUAAUUCUCUUCUCACACCAUCAAAUUUACCAUUUUCCAAUUCCUCGUAUAGGAUAUAUGAUAUUUAUAUUUAUCUUUUUCAUUUUACAAAAGUUUGUUAGUGAGUUUGUUGCAAGUUAGUUAGGGUUAGUUGCUUGCUUGUAUAUAAAGCAAUGUUGGCUUCUCUUCCAAGCCAAGAAACUUAAUCAGUAAAUUCAAGUUUUCUUCAACUAUUUUCUCUCUAGCAUUCUGAAACUCUCUUAGAUUCUUCAUGGUAUCAGAGCUGGAUCUCAUUUUCGAGAUUUAGGUUUUCGAUUUAGUGAAUCAAUACUGCACGAAUUGCUUGGAUUGCUGCGAAACUUCUUGCAAUUGCGAAGUUUCUUGCACAAUUUUGCGAUUUCAAAUCUGCGAUUGUGAUUGUAUUUGAUUGAUUGUUGAUAUAAUGGCGACUGAUAGCUUUGAAACUCAUCAAGAUUCUUAUCAAAACAAUGGUGAAAAUGGAGGUAAUCUUGAUCCUUAUUUCAUAGCUAAUUCAGACAGUCCAACUUCUUCUUUAGUUUCUGCUGUUUUCAAUGGUUCGAAUUUCUUGCGAUGGAAAAGGAAUGUUAUGAGAGCAUUGAUAGCUAAAAACAAAGAAGGUUUUGUGAAUGGAGGAAUUAUCAAACCUGCUGUGAAUCACAGAGAUUAUUGUAAGUGGAAACGUGCUGAUUUCAUGGUAGUGAGUUGGAUUUUAAGCUCUAUGAACAAUGAGUUAGCAGAUGAUUUUGGAUACAUUGAUAAUGCUGGAGAAUUAUGGAAGGAAUUAAAUGAGAGGUUUGGACAGUCCAAUGGACCUUUGAUCUAUCAACUGAAGAAGGAAAUUGAUAGUUUAAAACAAGAUAAUAUGACUAUUGUUACCUAUUAUGGUAAGUUGAAGAAACUGUGGGAAGAAAUGCAGAGUUUGAGGGCAUUUCCUACUUGUAUUUGUGGUGCUUUGAACAGCUGUAGUUGCCAAAUCUUGAAGAAAAUAGCUGAGUUUGAAGAAGAAGAUAGAAUGAUGAAGUUUUUGUUAGGGUUAAAUGGAGGAUUUGAAGGAACUGUGACAAAUGUGCUAUCCAUGGAUCCUUUACCAAGUAUAAACAGAGUUUUUGCUAUCACUCAACAAAUAGAGAAGCAGAAAGAAGUCAGUGGUGCAGCUGUUGAGGCUAGUGCUAUGAGUAGCAGUGCUAUGGCUGCUCAAUCAUACAAAGGUGAUCAAUCUCAGAGGUUUGCUGGUGUAGAGAAAGACUGGAAAGAGAUAAAGAAAGAAAAAAAUGCACAAGAUAUGCACACAUUGCAAAGGUAAGGGGCAUACUGUGGAUCAAUGUUUCAAGCUCAUAGGCUAUCCUGAUUGGUACAACACAAUUAAGGCCUCAAAAGGGUCACAGUAUCAAGCAAAUGGAAGCAGACUUGUUGCUAAUGUAAACUCAGCUGCUGAUGUUGGAGAUAAUCCUCUUGAUGAUCAGUUGAAUGGUUCUGCUGGUUCUGUGAACAAUGAAAUGAUCAAUGCAAUUUGCCAAGAGGUUUUGAAAGCAAUGAAAGGCAAGCAAGUUCAGUAUGGUGAUACUUCUGGAGUUUCUGGUUCUUAUGCAAACUAUGCAGGACCCUUCUAGUUCAGCUAUGCUUGGUGCUGGAAACAAGACUCAAGGUCUUUACUACUUUGCUAAACACACAGAUCUUCAAGAUCUUAAGUGUAGUGGAAACACAGCUGCUACUGUAGUACAGGAUGGUAAUACUCAUGUAAAUACUGGUGUUUUGCCAAAUAAGACUGCUACUAGUAUGUUUCAGUCUAAAAUGGAUAACAGGAAUAAAUUAGAUCUUUUACAUGCCAGAUUAGGACAUCCUUCUCUGUCAAAAAUGAAGUAUGUUGAUGAAGCAUAUUGUAAAGGAUUUACUGAAUAUAAUUGUGAUGUUUGUUUUCA
Molecule: messenger RNA, 2594 nt
Organism: Spinacia oleracea (spinach)
Lineage: Eukaryota; Viridiplantae; Streptophyta; Magnoliopsida; Caryophyllales; Amaranthaceae
Exons: 2
Coding region: 1097-1978 (293 amino acids)
Source: RefSeq, a predicted model, not a curated record